Messenger RNA from Anneissia japonica, 1883 nucleotides. RefSeq names its product SAP domain-containing ribonucleoprotein-like. Bases 131 to 853 code for a protein of 240 amino acids. The transcript has 10 exons. Gene Ontology annotation, cellular component: nucleus. Lineage: Eukaryota; Metazoa; Echinodermata; Crinoidea; Comatulida; Comatulidae. The record is from RefSeq and is a predicted model, not a curated record. Gene Ontology annotation, biological process: poly(A)+ mRNA export from nucleus.
UCCGAAAAAGUGGCCACCGCGCGUCUAUCUAUUCUGAAAGUUCUCCGACGACGGCAAAGGGUAGCCACGGAAAAGAGUCGUGUUUUAAUACUGAGAUACAUUUAUCUUUGUCUUGAGUUUAAAAUUUAUAAUGGAUUUAGAAGCAGUUGGUAAGAUGAAGGUUGCUGAAUUGAAGAAAGAGUUGGAGGCCAAUGGUCUCAGUGUUAAAGGUAACAAAGCUGAGUUACUGGAGAGGUUGAAGCAGCAUCUGGCAGAGUCAGGACAAGAUACAAGCAUUGCUGAAGAAGAAGGUGGAAACUUGCUGGAAGAAAGUGACCUGCUUGGAGGUUUAGAGGAGGAUUUAGCAGAGGAAGAAGGGGAGAAUGUAGAAGAAACAGAAACAGAAGCAGAAACAGCUGUAGUUGAGGAGUCCACUGCGCCAGAAUCACCCACACUUAAAGCAGUCUCAAAUGUGGACGACAAAAUAAGAAAAUUAAACAGAGCGGAGCGAUUUAAUGUUCAAAGCCCGAAUUUAGAUAAAAAAGCAGAGAGAGCCAAAAGAUUUGGGUUACAAGUCUCUACUACGACAAAAAUAGAUGAUAAGAAGAAAGCUAGAGCCGAGAGAUUUGGAGAAAUAGUGUCACCUACUCUUGCAAAAUCUGAAAAUCUUUUGAAGAAGCAACAACGGGCAGAGAGAUUUGGAACAGCAGUAAACACAACUACAAAGACCAGUACUACUAAGACGUCUGUUGUGAAGACUACUGAUGAUAAACUAUUGAAAAGGAAAGAAAGAUUUGGUGUUGCGUUGACAUCAUCUUCAGGUGAUAUAGAGGCAAAGAAAUCGAAGAGGGCUGAGAGGUUUGGUUUGUCUUGAAACGUCUGUUCCAGCAUCAGAUGAAUCCAAGUGUAAAUCAGAGAAAAAAAGAAAAGGAAACCGUUUUCUUUCAGCCGUGAAUAUGUUAAACUUAAAUGCAUGUGAUAUGUGGAAUAGACAUACAUGUGAAAAAAAAACAGUAUCAUUAAAACUGAGGUUAAAGCAGGAUAAAAGGACUGUAUGAAGGUUUUUGCAAGCAUAUUAUUUAAAAACCGUCAAAUUUUCACCAUAUAUUUGGUUGCGGCCCUCUGUUAAAAAAAAAUUAAGUUUUACUCUUUGACCAAUUUUUAUGCCCACCCCUGGUGUAUAGUAUUGUUAUUGCAUGAAUAUCAGAAAUGAAGAUAAGAGGUAUUUGUUUCCUUGAGUUUACAAAACCUUGAUAACUAAGUUAAGUAAUGAAAGAUCAUUGAUAGGCACGCCAUAAUGUUUGGGAUUCAGCGUCAACUCUGUUUUUGUCAUCUUCAGAAAUUUUCUUUGGAUUCUUUAUAGAAUAAAUAUGGCUAAAUAUAUAUGUUGAAUCUUAACUUGAUAGCAUAACAUGUCUAUUUGCCUAAUAUUAUAGUAGUUUCAUAUUUUAAAAACUUAAUUGCAUACUCUGCACUUGAGACUUUCAUUAAGUGUUAUGUACAGCUGUUGUCACCUGACUAACAGUUUCUAAAAAUUAUUUUAAUUUUUAACUAGUUGUACAUAAUGCUAUCAUUUAUUUACUUGUUAUAUUUUUUCCUUCAUUAUAUGAGAAUUAUGUCUGUAGCUUGAUAUGAUAUUCUGGACUAAAACUGUUUUCUAAUAAAAUGCAUGUAAUUAUAAAUUACUGUUUAUAUUUUUAAGAUACAGUAGUUAUUAUACAAUAGUACACCGCACUAUCGUGAUUUUUAAUCUGUCUAUUGUAUCAAAAAAAUGCAUGUUAAUUACAUUUUAAUUGUGUUUUUCUGACUGAAAACGGUUUCUGAAAAAGAACUCCUAUAAUAAUUUAAGACUUUCACUGUUUAUAUUUUGAAAACCUUUUCAAUAAAAGAAUUAGUUGAUCUCC